AUGAAGGCCUUCGCUCUUGCUUUGUUAUUCAUUUUUUGCUACGUUGAAUGCCGCAAAGUACUAGCACCAAUAGAUAAAAAUGUAAAUCUUGCAUUUAUCAACAUGGAGGCGGGAGGUAUGAGAGCCGGUAGCAACAUGCGGCCCGCUAAUGCGAAUCAAGUCCCAGCACCAGCGGCUCCCACACCUACACCUGUACCCAAACCAAUCAACGUAGUCCCAGAACCAAAGCCAACUUUAAAGCCAGUUGCACCAACGACCAUUAAAGCAGUGCCAGCAGCUAAACCCGUCCAGCCGACUCCGGCGCCGAACCAGAUCAAACCGGUUCCUGUCAACCCCUCCCCUGUGGCGAAACCUAUUACAACUCCUGGACCCGGCAGUGUCAAACAACUUAUUAACUUCUACGACAGCCAGGGUAAAGCCAGUCCAAUUCGACCAUACAGUUACAGUCAAGCAGUAAAACAAGGCUAG
Parnassius apollo (apollo) is the source of this 468-nucleotide messenger RNA. NCBI's taxonomy places the organism in Eukaryota, Metazoa, Arthropoda, Insecta, Lepidoptera, Papilionidae. The record is from the annotation of a GenBank genome assembly.